Aspergillus mulundensis is the source of this 1767-nucleotide messenger RNA. RefSeq lists its product as uncharacterized. Lineage: Eukaryota; Fungi; Ascomycota; Eurotiomycetes; Eurotiales; Aspergillaceae. The coding region runs from base 1 to 1767 and encodes 588 amino acids. The transcript is spliced from 8 exons. The record is from RefSeq and is a predicted model, not a curated record. Gene Ontology annotation, cellular component: membrane. Gene Ontology annotation, molecular function: transmembrane transporter activity. Gene Ontology annotation, biological process: transmembrane transport.
AUGUCUGCCGACCACGAAAUCAAGCUGGAAACGCUCGAGCCCGACAUCCUUUCUUUACGGGGGACCAAAUCAGAACCAGGCAUAAGAAUCAACGAAGCCAUGGAUACAAACAAAGAGGUUACGCGGCCUCUACUAGAAAGUCACAAGUCAUUAUCUUACACGGACCUACCAGGCACAGGCACGAGAGCCGGCAAAGACGGGUCCAGACCUCGGGUUGAAGCGCUCGACGCUGAGACCGAUUCCGACUCGUCGAAUCCAUUCGCGGACCCUGAGGUUGCAGAGCGCUAUGCGGCGCUCUAUGAGAAAGCGCAGUAUGAAUGUCGGCAUGUCUUUGACCCGACCUUGGUCUGGACGAGGGAGGAAGAAAGAAAGAUUGUGAGGAAGAUUGAUGGGAAGUGCGUGAUGUUCUUCGGCCUCCAAGUCGACAGGAGCAAUCUCAUCCAGGCUGUUUCGGAUAACAUGCUGGAUGACCUGGGGUUGUCUACCAACGACUACAACGCCGGCAACGUAAUCUUCUACCUCUCCUUCCUCCUAGCCGAACUCCCCAGCCAACUCCUCUCCAAAGCCCUAGGCCCAGACCGCUGGAUCCCAAUCCAGAUGUCGCUCUGGUCGCUCGUCGCAAUCUCGCAGUCCUGCCUCUCAGGGCGGACCUCAUUCUUCUUGACCCGUUCUGCACUGGGCAUGCUCGAGGGCGGCUUCAUCCCGGAUAUCGUGCUCUGGCUGUCGUAUUUCUAUACGAGCCGCGAACUGCCGACGAGACUUAGUCUCUUCUGGACUACUCUCUCCGUAACCGAGAUCAUUGGGUCUUUCCUGGCAUUCGGCGUACUGCAUAUGCGCGGUGUCCUCGGGUGGGCUGGAUGGCGAUGGCUCUUCCUGAUAGAGGGGCUGAUCACGCUUGUCGUCGGACUAGCCUCGUUCUUCAAGAUGCCUGCGUCGGCGGUGGAAACGAAGACGUGGUUCAGGCCGAACGGGUGGUUCUCUGAUCGCGAGGUGCGCAUUGUCGUGAAUCGCGUGCUGAGGGAUGAUCCGUCGAAGGGAGACAUGCACAACCGCGAGGCAAUAACCCUCUCCGCGCUCUGGGACUCCUUAUGCGACUACGAUCUCUUGCCGAUUUACCUCCUAGGCUUGGUCGUUUACACCCCCAUGGUUCCGAUCAAGACGUAUAUAACCCUCACGCUGAAGAGCGUGGGAUUCGAUACUUUUUCCACAAACCUCCUCAUAGUCCCGUACAACAUAACGCACAUCCUCCUCCUGAACCUUCUCACGCACCUCUCGGAGCGUCUCAACGAGCGCGCCCUGGUCUCGUCAAUCCAAUCCCUCUGGGUCCUCCCCUGCCUCUUAGUCCUGCGAUUCUGGCCCAACGCAAUGAUAAACCCCUGGGGCACGUACGUAGUCAUGACAAUCUUACUCUCGCACCCAUACUGCCAUGCGAUAUUAGUCGGCUGGACGAGCAAGAACUCGAAUAAUGUGGGAACACGGACGGUGUCCGCGGCGGUUUAUAAUAUGAGCGUUCAAAUGGGCAAUAUCAUCGGCAACAGUAUCUUCAGGGAUGACGACGCGCCGCUGUAUAAACGGGGAUACUCGGUGCUGCUGGGGUUGAAUGUGCUGGGGAUUGCACUCUUGGUUGCGACGAAGGUCUACUAUACUAGACGGAAUAAGCAGAGGGAUGCUGUUUGGGCGCAGAUGAGUGAGGUGGACCGAGAAGCCUACACCAAGAACAGCCCCGAAACAGGGAGCAAAAGGCUUGAUUUCCGAUUUGCACAUUAG